AUGACUGUCUCUACCUGGCAAGAGAAAGCCGCCGCCAAACGGGCCGAAGCAGACGCUAAAAUCCCCUCCGAAUGGCGACUGCCAGCAGAUUUUCUUCAGCAGGUCAAGAUCAACGACCAAUGUGUCCUAGAUGUGCCCUCAAAGUGUGGUCUUCUCUCCGCAGCGGAGCUUGCGAUUACAGAAAUCCAAGACGCAACGGCCUUACGAGACAAGCUCGCAGCGCAGGAAUUGAGCGCCGUCGAGGUCGCGACUGCGUUCUGUAAGCGAGCUGCCAUUGCGCAGCAGUUGACAUGCUGCCUCACGGAAACCAUGUUCCCACAGGCACUGGCUAGAGCGAAGGAGCUUGACGAACACAUCAAAACAACAGGAAAACCCAUUGGACCGCUCCACGGUGUGCCCAUUAGUCUGAAGGAAACAUUCAACGUGGAAGGCGUUCACACUUCGCUCGGAUUUGUUUCGUUCUUGGACCGUCCACCAGCCACUCAGAAUUCUGCCCUCGUGGCGAUUCUUCUUGCGGCUGGAGCGGUGCUAUAUGUCAAAACGAAUGUACCACAGACCAUGAUGACCGCAGACUCGCAUAACAAUGUCUUUGGUCGCGUGUUGAAUCCCCAUCGCGGCAAUCUUACGGCCGGGGGUAGCAGUGGUGGCGAGGGAGCCUUGAUAUCGAUGCGUGGAUCGAUCUUGGGCAUCGGCACCGAUAUUGCAGGGUCAAUCCGGAUUCCAGCCUUGUGCUGUGGUACCGUUGGCUUCAAACCGAGUGUCGGUCGCGUGCCUUACGGCGGUCAAACUAGUGCUGGUCGUCCAGGAAUGACUGGCAUUGCCCCGGUGGCUGGACCCCUCUGUCACUCGGUUCGGGAUGCAGAGUUGCUCCUUCGCGUGGUAUACAAUGCACCGGCGGAUGAUAUGGAUGACACGGCCCUUGGCUUUCCAUGGAUAGAGCCCGCCAAGCCGUUAAGCCAGACGCUCACCAUUGGCCUUCUGCCAGAAGAUCCACAGGCGCCGUUGCACCCCAACAUGCAGAGGACUCUCGCGCUGGCCGCAGAAAAGCUGACUAGGGCGGGCCAUCGUAUCGUCGAUCUAUCGGGCCAAGUCCCGUUCCAGGCGUCGGCGUCAGAUCUGUCAUUCCGAUUCUUCCGUAUUGAUCCAGAUCAGACGCAGGUGCAGCAUAUCCGAAAUGGUGGGGAGCCGCCCAUUCCGUCUCUUCGAUUCACUUAUGACCUGGAUGGAAAGGGAAGUGAGGCAACCCUUCGAGACUUGUUCGCCCUCAACGUCGCUAGAGCAGAAAUCGCAGCCCAAAUCCGCCGCGUGUACCUGGAUAAUCAACUUGAUGUGAUCAUCGGGCCUGGAUAUCAGAGCACGGCAGUCCCUCAUGACACGUAUGGUGUUCCAAUGUACACCGUCCUCGCCAACCUAGUCGAUUACCCGGCCUGUGUCAUUCCCUUUGGCAAAGCCAACUCCGUCGCUGAUGCGAAUUUUAUUCGCAACGUAGACUAUUACCCACCCUAUGAUCCGAAAGAGCUCGAGGGCGCGCCAUGCCACGUGCAGCUGAUCGGUCGUCGCCAGAAGGACGAAGCGUUAGUACGGCAUGCGCAGAUCGUGGAGGCCAUUUUAGCGAAAUAA
Molecule: messenger RNA, 1620 nt
Organism: Penicillium riverlandense
Lineage: Eukaryota; Fungi; Ascomycota; Eurotiomycetes; Eurotiales; Aspergillaceae
Product: putative general amidase
Exons: 3
Coding region: 1-1620 (539 amino acids)
Source: RefSeq, a predicted model, not a curated record